UUGAAUGGUUUUGUCCAGAUUUAAGAAAAUUAGCAUAGUAAGAUUUAACAAAAUAUGUAUAAGAGCUUCUUUUUUUAUACUUUUCAGAUACAAUAAAAAUUUUGAAAGAACAGUUGACAGAUUCAUCCAUAAAAAGACAAUCAAUUAGCAAAUGUAUUAGGAACUCAUUUAUUGAAAAAGCUUGCAGUUUCUGUUGACAUGAAAAUAGAUUCUGGCUAUUCAGACAAUUCUGAAGAUAUGCAGUGUCCUUGUGGAUGUAAAACUUUUAUAAAAGUUGGCGAUAAUAGCAUGGGUCAUGAAGAGGUUUGGCAUGGCAGUGUAGACAUACGAGUAGGUCCUUUAGCAGUCACCGUUACUAAAUCAAGCAUUGAUGAAGAAAAUUCAGAACUUGAAGGAAAAGGUGACUCAGCAUUUGAUCUUGAAAUUUAUAAACUGGAGGAAUUACGGCAUCAGUUGAUUCCAGAAAGUAUCAUAUUUUCAUUUGCAAUGCAUUGUGGGCUUGUUCCUAUAGUUGGACUAUCAAAAGAAGACUUUAAGAUAUUUUUAUAUGACCCGAAUGAAGAUUUACUUUAUGAGUCAACUGAGUUUCCAUUAUUUGUUGAACCUAUGCCUAUUGAAGGGAGACAACUACAUAUAUCAUCUGUAGUUGCUUUAUGAAUGGUAAUUAAUUAUGACUGUUUCUGUACGGGUGUAAAAACGUCUCAUGUUGAGUUUGGGUACAAAGCUAAUUUUAAGAAGUUUCUUGGAGAAAAACAGCGUGAAAUUUAUGAACAUCAUAUAAAGAUUGGUGGUUUAAAGAAUGUUGAAAGUGAUGUCAGUGAAUAUCAAGCUGGAGGGAACUGUGGAAAAUUUAAACGAAUCGAAGAAUUGUUAGCUUAGGUAAAAUGAUAAAAGUGAAGGACAUUAAAUGUAGCUCUAUUGUUCAAGGUCAGAGCAAUUGCGAAUGAAUUAGUGUCAUGUUGCCAAUACCCAGUCCCAAUACACAAAGCUAUAUAAACGUCUAGGUGCAUGCUUACCAUUUUUUGAUUUUUGUCCAAUUUGCUAAAUUUUGUACAACAUGCAGUCAAAAAUAUUUCUACAUACUCUUUAAAAAGGGAGACAGGAUAAUUUUUUGUUCAUUUCAAACAAGCAUAAUUGAUAUGUUAAUGAUUUUCCAAUUUAAAAAAUUUACAAGUUACUAGUUUCUAAUUAUUGCUUUUGUUGAUUAUUUACAUGGCAUAGAUAAAAGAUAUAGGUUGACUAUUAAAAGUAGGGUUAUCCUUUUCAGUAACAUUUUGGUUAACGUUUUAUAAAAAUUAGGUGCAACUUCUUGUACAUCUUGAUAUCACAUCAACCACUAUAACCUUUAAGGUACAUUCAUGAAUGUUCUACCAACUACUUGAUGUUUCUUUGGAAACUUAAUGCAUGUGUUUUGCAGAUUGCAUUUUGGAGUAACAAAAUUCAUGUGUCAUUAUCAUAACCUGGUAACUGGGUGUCAUUUUUGUUUUCAUCUUUUUUUGUAUGAAAUCGUCUCUUUGUUAAUUUCUACAUUAUCCAGACUCUUGUUUCAUUAUCAAGCAUUGAGAAUGUUGAGCAUGCUAUCUGACAGCUCUUGUUUAUUUUACUAAGUAUAUUAUUCUCUGUUCCACAUUCAAAGAUUUUUUCAAACUUGACACAAGACAUGAAUAUUAUUAUGAUUGAAUAUUUGUAUCUCAUAAGAAUGUUAUAAAUCAUUUUGUUCCUUUCAUUUUAAGAGUAUAAAGGUGAUAGAAAUAUGAAUAAUUUAUCAUAAUAAAAGUAAUUUUAUGCCCCCAUUCAAAGAUGGGCACAUAGUAUAUGUACAUUGUACAUGUUUCUGUAAUUGCCUUAUCAGUACAUCCAAAAUUAAAUAUUUUAUUGUG
This is a messenger RNA of Ruditapes philippinarum (Manila clam), 1880 nucleotides long. RefSeq lists its product as uncharacterized. Bases 199 to 657 code for a protein of 152 amino acids. The record is from RefSeq and is a predicted model, not a curated record. Lineage: Eukaryota; Metazoa; Mollusca; Bivalvia; Venerida; Veneridae. The transcript has 2 exons.